This is a messenger RNA of Symbiodinium natans, 675 nucleotides long. The record is from the annotation of a GenBank genome assembly. Lineage: Eukaryota; Dinophyceae; Suessiales; Symbiodiniaceae.
AUGGCUCCAGAUGGGAAGUUUGUGAACAUCGAAUGCGACCUCCAGGAUUUUGAGAGCGUCCGGCGUGCGGCAGCAGAGAUCAAGUCGAAGUACAGGAAGCUCUACUGCUUGUCCCUGAACGCAGGCAUUGUGGCGAUGCCGGACAAGGCGACCAAGGACGGCUUUGACGUCCAAAUGCAGACCAACCACCUGUCGCACUUCCUGCUUGCAGCCGAGUUGAUGCCGCUUCUCGAGGCCGAGGCACAAGAGAGCGGCGAUGCCCGCAUCGUCACCCACACGAGCAUGGGCCGCCUGCACACCCGGAAUCGAUGCCUAGAGGAGAAGUACUUCGGUCGAAACGGCGGUAAUCUGGGUGGCAACUCUACGGACUUCAUGGGCGAUGGGUGUUUCGCGCGCUACUUUCAGACGAAGCUGGCGAAUACUGUGUUCACCUACUCCCUGCAUGAGAAGCUGAAGAAGAGAGGCUCCAAGGUUCGCAGCAUUUCGGCUCACCCUGGCGGGUCUCAGACAAACUUUGCCGAUCAUCUGCCGCACAUGGCCUCUUCAGUGAGCACAUUUCAGUCACAGGAGGAUGGCAGCAUGGGCCUGCUCACAGCCAUGGUGAGCCUGGGUCGAAGUUCGAUGGACCCUCUUGUCCCUCUCUUGCGCAACCCCUAUCUUCCCAAAGAAAGUUGA